AUGGCGAUCUCGCACCUCCAGCCCGUCGUCAUCCUCCUCGUGCUCAGCGCCUUCGCGUCGCUUCCCACGCAGGCCGCCGCGAGAGGCGGCCACGAUCCGUUAGAUGAUGGGGCUCAUGAGCCAUUUUCACGUAAACUUCUUGAAGAUAAGCCGCCUCAGAUCACAGAAGAGAUGGUCCGUGGAUACAUGAGCAAUGCUGAGCUUGAGGCUGCUGUACAUGCCUUUGGAAGUCGUUGUUCUAAUAUCUCCAGGGUGUACAGGGAUAACACAAACCUGUUAUCAGCAUUGGAAAGAUGGGUGAUUGAAAUAUCGGACAAGCCCAGGCAAAGAGAAGCUGAACCAGCAUUCAAGUUCAUUGGAAAUGUUCAUGGUGACGAGCCUGUUGGAAGAGAGGUUCUUAUGCAUCUUGCAAAUUGGCUGUGUGAUAACUAUCUGAAGGAUUCACUGGCAACUCUCAUUGUUGAGAACAUGCACCUUCAUAUACUUCCGACAAUGAACCCUGAUGGAUUUGCUCUUAGAUGGCGUGGUAAUGCAAACAAUAUUGAUCUCAACAGGGAUUUUCCUGACCAAUUCUUCUCCGUUAACAACGAUAUUGACUACAGACAGCCUGAAACUAGAGCCAUUAUGAAUUGGGUAAAGCAAGAACACUUCACGGCUUCUGCUAGCUUGCAUGGGGGGGCUCUUGUUGCCAACUAUCCAUGGGAUGGAACUAGAGACACAAGCAAACACUACUACGGAUGUCCUGAUGAUAAGACGUUCCGGCACAUGGCAUCUGUGUAUAGUCGGUCCCACUACAACAUGUCUUUGAGCAAAGAAUUUGAAGGAGGGAUAACAAAUGGAGCAUUGUGGUAUCCAAUAUAUGGUGGUAUGCAGGACUGGAACUAUAUACAUGGAGGCUGCUUUGAGUUAACUCUGGAGAUUAGUGACACAAAGUGGCCAAAAGCAGAUGAGCUUCCUGUCAUCUGGGAACACAACAGGAUGAGUAUGCUCAAUCUUCUUACAACCCUAAUAAAGUCAGGAGUUCAUGGAAGGAUAUUUGCAGCAGAUACUGGCAGGCCUAUACCUGGCUCAGUGAUGAUAAAGGGCAUUGAUUCCAAGGUAAGCGCGAGCAGUACUUUCGGAGAUUACCAUCGAAUUGUUGUGCCUGGUGAGACAUAUGAAGUCGUGGCAUCAAUGGAAGGCUUCCAGCAAAAAUCUACACGCAUCAUGCUGGAGCAGGAAGCUGUCAACCUGGAUUUCAUUUUGGACCCGGACGGAACUGAUGGGCAGAUGAAGCUGCCCCGUAAUGACGGGGGCUGCCACUGUGACAAUGCCAAGCUGUUCCAUGUUCAAGAAGCUCACCUCUGGUUGUAUCUUCUUAUCGUAUCCGUUCUCCUGACCCUCUAUUUGGUCUUCAAGAGAAAAACGGCGUCAAGGUUGGCAUCAAAGUUGCUGGCAUAUAGAUACUCAUCACUCAGGCGGCCUGUUGCUGUAUAA
Molecule: messenger RNA, 1476 nt
Organism: Miscanthus lutarioriparius
Lineage: Eukaryota; Viridiplantae; Streptophyta; Magnoliopsida; Poales; Poaceae
Source: the annotation of a GenBank genome assembly